Molecule: messenger RNA, 1978 nt
Organism: Lemur catta (Ring-tailed lemur)
Lineage: Eukaryota; Metazoa; Chordata; Mammalia; Primates; Lemuridae
Gene: REC8
Product: REC8 meiotic recombination protein
Exons: 18
Coding region: 61-1923 (620 amino acids)
Biological process (GO): mitotic sister chromatid cohesion; replication-born double-strand break repair via sister chromatid exchange; synaptonemal complex assembly
Cellular component (GO): synaptonemal complex; cohesin complex
Molecular function (GO): chromatin binding; protein binding
Source: RefSeq, a predicted model, not a curated record
AUUCCGACUGAGAUCCGAGCCUGGGAGUGGUGGAGUCAAGGGUGAACGCCCGGAGGGACGAUGUUCUACUAUCCCAACGUGCUUCAGCGCCACACUGGCUGCUUUGCCACCAUCUGGCUGGCAGCGACGCGCGGCAGCCGGUUGGUGAAGCGCGAAUACUUGAAGGUGAACGUGGUGAAGACCUGCGAGGAAAUCAUCGAUUAUGUGCUGGUUCGAGUGCAACCCCCGCUGCCCGGCCUGCCGCGGCCCCGCUUCUCCCUCUAUCUCUCAGCCCAGCUCCAGAUCGGCGUGGUCCGGGUCUACUUUCAACAAUGCCAGUACCUCGUGGAGGACAUCCAGCACAUCCUGGAGCGCCUACAUCGGGCCCAGCUGCAGAUCCGCAUUGAUAUGGUGGAGCCUGAGCUACCCAGCCUGCUGCUUCCUAACCGCCUAGCCAUGAUGGAGACCCUGGAAGAUGCUCCAGACCCCUUUUUUGGGAUGAUGUCUGUGGAUCCCAGACUUCCCAGUCCUUUUGAUAUCCCUCAGAUUCGACACCUCUUAGAGGCUGCAUCCCCAGAGAGAGUUCUUGAGGAGAUCCCUCCUGAAGUUCCUACAGAGCCCAGAGAGCCAGAGAGGAUUCCGGUCACUGUGGUGUCUCCUGAGGCCAUCACCAUCCUGGAGGCAGAACCCAUACGCAUUCUGCCGAUCGAGGGUGAACUGGAGCUCCCAGAGAUCAGCCGCCGAGACUUGGAGCUGCUGAUUGCGGAGGAAGAAGAAGCUAUCUUGUUAGAGGAAGGCAGGCCUCCCCGGCCUCCUAGGGUCCGCCCAGAGCUAGGUCAGAGCCCUCUCUUAUUGGGACUCGGCAGCCCAUUUCUUCUCUUCUGCUCUCUGAGCACUGAUCCUGUCUCUGCAGAGGUCAAGGAGGAGCCCCGGGCCCCAGAAGUUGCCAUCGCAGUCCCCCCAGUCUCACCUCCAGCUCCUGUACAGGUGGAAGGGAUAGGAGAGCUACUUCCAGAAGAGGUCCUACGUCCUGAGGAGCUGAAGCUGAUAGCCUGGGAGCCUGAGGUCCUAGUGGCCGAGGUGACUCCCCCGCCAGAGCUGCGUCUGCCAGCCCCACCCAGCCCAGAGCUGAGGCCCCUAGUCCCCCCACCUCCUGAAAGGCCACCAGCUCGUCGCCGCCGCCAAUUGUUGUUCUGGGAUGAGGAAACUCAGAUCUCUCGGGAGAAAUUCCAGGAACAACUGCAAACCAGAGCCCACUGCCGGGAGUGUCCAAUGGUGCAGCCUCCUGAGAGGACAAUCGUGAGCCCCGCGGAGUUGUUCCGAACCCCAACUCACACUGGCCGGCUACCCCUAGAACUACUGGCUUUCUGGACACGUGGUGCCCUGCCACCUCCAAGCAUGCUCAGGCAAAGGCUGCUCCAGGAGGCUGAAGAGGCUGAGAGGGCGGCAGCUGCUGAGGAGGAGAGGAGAAAGGCUGAAACUCCGAGUGAGAUCGAGGUCCUGAGGGAGGCCCUGGAGCCCAGUGGUCCCCUCCUGGUGUCUUCAGAGAUCUCCCUAGAAGCAGCUGAAGAGGAGAAGACCCGUAUCAGCCUCAUCCCACCAGAAGAACGGUGGGCCUGGGCUGAGGCGGAGCAGCUAGAGGCCCCACCAUUGCCCGUGGUGCCUGAACUCCCUGAGGUGCCCAUGGAGAUGCCUUUGGAGCUACCCCUAGAGCCUGAGCUGCUCUCACUAGAGGCUGUGCACAGGGCAGUGGCCCUGGAGCUGCGGGCCAACAGGGAGCCUGACUUCAGCAGUCUGGUGCCACCUCUCAGCCCACGCAGGAUGGCUGCCCGGGUCUUCUACCUGCUCCUGGUGCUCUCAGCACAGCAGAUCCUUCGCGUGGAACAAGAGAAACCGUAUGGGCGCCUCCUGAUCCGGCCAGGGCCCAGAUUCCACCAAGAUUAGAGCCCAUUAUAAAGCUGCCAGGAAACUGGUUACAUUAAACCAUGUUCUGCCUCAC